CCGGAAGUGACCAAUCAGAGCGCGGUGUUCCGAUGACGCCCUGGGAUUCCGCGAAAUUGUUUCUUUUGAGAAAAAGAGCAGCGAAAACACUGCGGCGGCGGCGCGCGCGCUCACAAGUUUUGACGCAGUUAUGAGGAAAGCUCGCAAGGCGACGGCACGACUUCGGGAUCCGACCGACGCCUGGAAAUCGUACAACAGCUGUACAAAGGCGUAAAGAGAAUCAGGGACACCACGUUUCCUGGAGGUGACUCGGAGCUUCUGAUAAACGAGUUGCGCAAGACUGAAGAAGCGCUUUGUUCCUGGCGUUUAAUUAUCGCCCGGUCUUGUCAGGACGAUCAUGACGGAUGUGGAUGUUGCCGCGACGCGCGCGCUCUCCUCCACCGACGGAGCGGAUGCUGAGAUGGAGAACCAGGAGAGCCGCACGCUGCUGAUGGUGGCGAUGAUCCUGCUGGACUUGAACCGGUGCGGCAGAGUGUGCCCUAAGGGCUCCGUAGAGAGCGACGCAGCCGGUCAGUCCGCCGUGAGGGAGAAGCGCAGAGCGGCAGGGGCCGAGCGGCGGGCGCGCAACCGGCAAAACCCCGCCGAGAAGAAGCACGGCUGCCCCUACCCGGGAUGUGGCAAGAUCUACGGAAAGUCAUCUCAUCUCAAAGCGCACUGCCGUGUCCACACCGGUGAGAGACCGUUCCAGUGCACAUGGCCUGGCUGCGUCAAGCGUUUCUCCCGAUCAGAUGAGCUGACGCGCCACUUCCGUACACACACAGGCGAGAAGCGCUUUGCCUGUCCCCUCUGCACCAAGUGCUUCAUGCGCAGCGACCAUCUGACCAAGCACGCACGCCGCCAUGAUGGCUUCCAUCCCAGCAUGCUCUGCAAGUCCAACAGCUGGAGGUGCCGCUCCUCAGCCUCCACAUCCUCCUCUGGCUCUGGAGACGCUGAGUGAUGCUCAGAACUUUUUAAAUGCAACUUAUUACAUAUUACAGAUCAGUGUAGGAUCUGCACACCCUUCUGAUGUGUACACUGCCGGAUCAAAAAAGUCAGCAGGACCAUCUCUAGUCUGCGCUUUCACGUUAUCCGUAUCCGACAGGCAGAAACUCUUUUGCACACACAAUACAUUAAACUGACAGCAAUAUAUACACCGAUCAGCCAUAACAUUAUGACCGCUGACAGGUGAAGUGAAUAAAAUGGAUGCUCUCAUUACAGUGGCACCUGUCAAGGGUUAAUAAAUGAAGUGAAUGCUGGCUAAAACAGAAAGGUGUCAGCGUUCACUUUUUCAGCAGUUUGUGCUACAGGAGCUCUUCUGUGGGAUUGGAUCAUAUGGGCUAGCCUUCAUGCGAAUCAGUGAGCCUUUGACACCCAUGACCCUGGCGCCGGUUCACCGGUUGUCCUUGGGAUCCUUGGACCACUUUUGUUCGGUACUAACCACUACACACCAGGAACACUCAAGAAGAUGUGCCAUUUUGGAGAUGCUCAGACCCGGUCAUCUCACCAUUGCAAUUUGGUCCUUGUCAAAGUCACUCAGAUCCUUAUGUUUGCCCAUUUUUCUUGCUUCCAACACAUCAACUUCAAAAACUGACUGUUCUCUUGCUGCCGAAUAUAUCCCACCCCUCGACAGGUGCCACUGUAAUGAGAUAAUCAAUGUUAUUCACGUCACCUGUCAGGGGUCAUAAUAUUAUUGCUGAUUGGUGUGUGUGUAUAUAUAUACAGUGAGAGUAAAAAGUAUUUGAUCCCUUGCUGAUUUUGUUGGUUUGCCCAUUAAUAAAGACAUGAUCAUUCUAUACUUUU
This is a messenger RNA of Neoarius graeffei (lesser salmon catfish), 1779 nucleotides long. It is a transcript of the gene klf9, whose product is annotated as Kruppel like factor 9. Gene Ontology annotation, molecular function: DNA-binding transcription factor activity, RNA polymerase II-specific; RNA polymerase II cis-regulatory region sequence-specific DNA binding. The transcript is spliced from 2 exons. Bases 338 to 937 code for a protein of 199 amino acids. Gene Ontology annotation, biological process: regulation of transcription by RNA polymerase II. Lineage: Eukaryota; Metazoa; Chordata; Actinopteri; Siluriformes; Ariidae. The record is from RefSeq and is a predicted model, not a curated record.